AUGGAGGGUGGAUCGGCGCGCAACGAAGCCGAGAAGGAAGAUCACCUACUACAAACUAGAUCUUCCGACAAUCUGCCUCCGGCCAAUUAUGGCAAGCAGCCGCAAUUAUGUAUGCUAUCCCUACUUUUUACUGAGCGAGUCACAUCCUUUCUCACCGUCAUGCUCAUCCUCAUGAUUUCGGUCCCUCGCUCCAUGGGCGAUAUCGCAAAAAGACAACUUCUCUACGAACGUAUACAAAUGGAGGACCAUCCCAGCUUCGAGAUUUUCUGCACUUACCAGAACCGUAUCGAUGUAGUUCAACGGUCGAUUGAAGUGCUCUUGGCGAUCCCGUUUGGAAUGCUAGCUGACAAAAAGGGUGUCCGGCUCAUCGCUUGUUUGUCCUUGACUGGAUUAAUCUUGGGGGACGUCUAUAUGUAUACGGUGCCUUACUUUGGCAAAGUUUUCCCAUUGAGCUCUGUGUAUGGAGCGACAAUAUUGUCUGCUAUCGGCGGGGGAACCAUAGUUUACAAUGGCUUGGUAAUGGCCAUUAUGGCCAUUGCCACUCCGGGAACGUCCAGAGCGCCCUUCUUCUUUUGGGCUCGGGCCAUCUUUUCCUUAAGCUCAUUCAUAACCAGCUUCGUCAAUGUGCUCACAAUUACCUCCGGUAGCAAUGAGUACACAUUCACAUUCCCGGCCGAUCAAGCGCGAAGUGUUGUCCUCAUAUCUGUAUGUGUUCAAGCUCUAGGGUUUGUGAUACUGUUCUUCAUGCCACUGUAUACCAUGGGCAUAGAAAAUUCCAUGCCAGAAACAGCGACAGCAGCUACAAUAGUCCCAACUCGGCAGGCCUUUCGAAGUGACUUGGCCUCGUCACUCCCCCAAAGAUGUGUUCUUGCUGGGCUUGCCGGUCUGGCCAUCUAUGGCAUGGGACAAAUAGUAUUCUCUCGUGCGACGGUAGCUUUGUUUAAAGCCGCCAUGGAACAACGGAGUGAAAUAGAACGAGUCAGAACCAUGGAACGAGUCAACGACAUAAUUAGCCUCGUCUUAUUCAUUGCGGUUCUUCCGGCGGUAUAUCUGUUUCUACUACGCGAGAAGCGUGACGCAGCGGCGGCCAAUAUUGCGCUCGUACGUGGAUCCACAGCGCUGCUGGCUGUGGGAGCGCUAAGUUUGGGCAUUUCUUCCAUGAAAUGGGCCUUGAAUAGUUCGCUUAGCACCGAGCCUUCGUCUGUGAGGUAUUACUAUUGGAUUUACAAUCUUCUUCAUAUCGUAGCCAGCUACGACGCGCCUCUACGGUCGGUCUUAACGUUUAUCGUCCCUGUCAGCCGAUUCUCCGUGUUAUUCACAUCGAUUGAGGCUACUCGAUUCUUAGCCGCCUCUGGUGGCUGGGAGAUGUUUAAGUAUUUUUCGGUGUUGGGACAUACUGGCCUGCUGUUCCUACCAUUAUUCAUCGUGGGUGCAUUUCAUGCAUUCGCCUGGCUCCUGCAGUGA
Pochonia chlamydosporia 170 is the source of this 1464-nucleotide messenger RNA. RefSeq lists its product as hypothetical. The record is from RefSeq and is a predicted model, not a curated record. The coding region runs from base 1 to 1464 and encodes 487 amino acids. The transcript has 4 exons. Lineage: Eukaryota; Fungi; Ascomycota; Sordariomycetes; Hypocreales; Clavicipitaceae.